GGAACCAGACAGUCCUGGCAGUCAAAAUGAGGCUUCUCCUCCCCGUCUGCUGCCUGCUGGCUCUACUGGCACUCACCACUGCAGAUGCAGUGGACUCUGAGACUGAGCAACUUGUGCCACUCAAGUUGAAGUCUGAAGGUCAGCUUUUCAACUGCUGUGACGGCACAGAAGAUAUAAGCCAAAGCACAUCCAAUGACACUCCUGCACCACACAGACCUGUCUGCCAGCCCUGUGGCACAGGCGCACAAAUUGAAGAUGCCAGCUUGGAGGAGGACGAGGUCGUUUCUGAGGAGAAAUCUGAAGAGUUUAACCAAGAGGAGGCGGUGUCUGAAGAGAUAUUAGAGGAGGAGGCAGGAGCUGAGUUAGAUGCAUCUGAUCAAGUGUUGGAGGAGGAAGUUCUUGAUGUGAGGGAGGAGGAGAUGUCUGAUGUGGAGGCACAACUGGAUGAAGAAUCUCUGGAAGAGGUUGUUGAGGAAGAUUCUCAGAUCAACUAUGAGGCGGUGGUGGAGGAAGUGGAGGAACUUCAGACUGAAGAUGAAGCAGGCGAAGAGGAACUUUUUCAGAUUGAAAAACGGGUUGUUGAGGAGGAAGAAGUUGAGCAGACUGAAGAAGAGGUAGUGGAGGAAGAGGAGGAUAUUCAGACUGAAGAUGAAGCCUUUCAAACUGAAGACAAGGUAGUUGAGGAAGAGGAAAGUCUGCAAACUGAAGAGGAGGUAAUGGAGGAAGAGGAGGUUCUUCAGACCGAAGAAGAGGUAGUUGAGGAAGGGGAAGCUCUUCAGACAGAAGAGGAGGUAGUUGAGGAAGAGGAAGGUCUUCAGACCGAAGUGGAGGUAGUUAAGGAAGAGGAGGUUCUUCAGACUGAAGAUGAAGCAGGCCAAGGAGAGGAAUAUUCCCAGGCUGAUGAAGAGGUAGUUGAAGAAGAGGAGGUUCUCCAGAUUCAAGAUGAGGCCGAUGUAGAAGAGGAGGUUUCUCAUACUGAAGAAGAGGCAGCAGAGGAUUUUCUGAUUGAUCAGGCAUUGGAGCAAGUGGAGGAAGUAACAGAAGAAGAGGACACUUUAACAGAGGAAGAAGGAGCUCCCGAGGUUGUGGAAGAGGAGAAAUCUGUAGAAGAACCAGAAGCAGCUGAAGAGUUAGUGGAUACUGAAGUAGAGGAGCCAGUCACAGAUGUUGUUGAAGAGGUAAAUGAGGAACCAACUCCAGAGCAAAUUACUGUUCAAGAAGAGGCUCCUGCACCUGCUGAGGAAGCAAAGGUGGAACUAAUGUCAGAAGAUGUGCCAGCAACCAAAGCAUCUGCAAAAGUGGAGAAAACAGCCCCCUCAGGUCCUGUCACAAGAGAUCGUUCUCACAUUGAAGAGACGCUGCGUCUGGCAACAGCUGAACCUUCACGGGAAUAUGUUGAUGCUUUGAAGAAACUCCAGGAGGUCUACAACACUGCAAUCAAACCCUUGGAGAAGGCCUACAAAUACAACGAGCUUAGGCAGCACGAAGUGUCAGAUGCAGAGAUCACCUCUAAGCCCAUGGUCCUGUUUUUGGGUCCUUGGAGUGUUGGCAAGUCUUCCAUGAUCAAUUACCUUCUGGGUCUUGAAGAAACUUCACAACAGCUUUAUACAGGAGCUGAACCCACAACCUCUGAGUAUACUGUGCUAAUGCAUGGUAAGAAGCUUCGCACUGUUGAGGGCAUUGUCAUGGCUGCGGAUGGUUCCCGAUCUUUCACAGCGCUGGAGAAGUUUGGUCAGGGGUUCCUGGAAAAGCUGGUGGGAAUCGAGAUGCCGCACAAACUCCUGGAGCGGGUAACUUUUGUGGACACGCCUGGAAUCAUUGAGAACCGCAAACAACAAGAGAGAGGUUACCCCUAUGGUGAAGUGUGCCAGUGGUUCAUCGACCGUGCUGCCCUCAUCUUCCUGGUGUUUGACCCAACUAAACUGGAUGUCGGAUUAGAACUUGAAAUGCUGUUCAGACAGAUGAAGGGACGUGAAUCACAGAUCCGUAUCAUUCUAAACAAAGCUGACAGUUUGGCAACUCAGGACUUAAUGCGCGUGUAUGGCGCCCUCUUCUGGAGCAUGGCACCUCUGAUUAAUGUAACCGAACCACCACGCGUCUACGUGAGCUCCUUCUGGCAGCAGGAUUAUGCUCAAGACACCAACAGAGACCUGUUCCAACGUGAAGAAAUCUCACUUCUAGAGGACCUGAAUCAGGUCAUUGAGAAUCAACUAGAAAACAAAAUUGCAUUCAUUCGCCAGCACGGCAUCCGUGUGCGCAUUCACGCUCUUUUAGUCGACCGCUACCUGCAGACGUACUAUGAGAAAUUAGGCUGGUUUAGCGACCCACAUGAGGUUUUCCAGGAUAUUGUCAGUGAUCCCGACAAGUUCUACAUCUUCAAGUCUAUCCUGGCCAAGACCAACGUGAGUAAGUUUGAUCUGCCAGAACCAGAGGCAUACCGGGACUUCUUUGGAGUGAAUCCUCCAAGCGGCUUUAAGCUCCUGUCUUCAUACUGCAGCUGGUCAGGCGGAUGCUUGAUGGAGAAGAUUGAAAAGGCCAUCACUGAUGACCUGCCCGCACUGCUCAGCAAUUUGGCAGAGAGAAGAGAAGCCAAGACAGAGAAAAAAGAAGCCAAGACAGAGGGAACUGCAGAAACCAAAGAGAAACCCCAAAACCGUUGGCGGAGACAGUAGAAGAAACCACUCAAAGAUUUAUUUUCUACAAUCAGUCAGUUAGAGGACAUUAAAGAAUAACAGCUUAUGAAUGAAAAAAGAAAAGUUCCGAGACCUUUACCAGUCUGUAUAAAACUAAGAAGAAACACUCCACUUUUUUGUAAAUAGGCUCCAACAGUUGAGUUUUACCAUUUUUGAAUCCAUUCAGCCGAUCUCCAGGUCUGGCGAGAGCACUUUUAUCUUAGCUUAGCUUAGAUUAGCAUGGAUCAUUGAAUCAGAUUAGACCAUUAGCAUGUUGAUCAAAAAGUCUUCUGGAGUUACAUCAUGUACUAAGACUGACGAGACAUGAAAAGUUCCAACAUCCCAAUUUGGGAAAAGUCAUUUCCGGGUGGGACAUAGUUGAUUUGUGGGAGGUGCGCGACCUAUCUAAAAAAAGGGGGAGGGGCAUGUGACAUAUCUGGAGAGCGAGGAGGGAUGUGGUGGAGAGGGGUGCGCGACUUAUUUAAGGGCUGGGUGGGAGACAUGAUUUCCGGGAGAUUAUCAUUUGUUUGUGGGCAUCCGUCUCUAUGCAUAUGCGGGAGACUCCCUGAACUUCUGGGAGACUUGGGAUGCCUGAAACUUGCCAUCUUCUAGGCUAAUAUGGCUAGGAACCAUAUUCUUAUUCUGGUGUAAUUAUCAAGGAACUUUGCUGUUGUACCAUGGCUGCAGAACACACAUAUUAUUACAUGGAGCCUGAAAAUCAAGUCUUACUCUUAGUACACAAUUUAACUAUAGAAGAGUCAAGCUUAAAUUAAGAAAAUUAUCGAAACUCUUUGAACAUUUUUGAGCCAGAUGCUACAUGUCUAAUCUAAGUCAGUGAUCUAUUCUAAGCUAAACUAAGCUAAAAGUGCUUCCGCCAGAUCUGGAGAUCAGCUGAAUGGAUAAAAACAUUUAAAAACUUAACUCUAGAGAAGUUGUAAAAGCCUAUUUUCAAAAAAAGUGGAGUUUUCCUUUAAAACAGAGAUAAUCAGGGUAUGUUUACAUGACAACAAAGUGCCAAAACUGAAGUUUUUGCUUUGCUUUUUAAAAUGUUUCGCAUACAGACAACUUGACAAAAUUACUGUUUACAGGAUCCAUAAAAUACUAACAAUUCUGUAAUAUGCAAGCGAGGUCAGUAGGUGGCAAUGUCACUUUAAAAACACAGUACUUGCAUUCAUAAACUUGUCCUGGGCAUCAGCAUCUUCACAAAAUCACAUUUUUUUUUGUAGUUUAGAUGAUUAUGGUACCAUGGUAAGUUUAAGCCAUCUCUGAAUAAAACAAGUAAAGGACAAGUGGAGAAACACUCCACUGCUUUUGUAAAUAGGCUCCAACAGUUUAGUUUUAGCAUUUUUGAAUCCAUUCUACUGAUCUCCAGGUCUGGCGGGAGCAAUUUUAGCUUAGGUUAGCAUAGAUCAUUGAAUCGGAUUAGACCAUUAUGUUGUUCAAAAUGAGUUUUGAUUAAUUCCCUAUUAAAAGCUUGACUCUUCUGUAGUUACAUCAUGUACUAAGACUGAUGGCACAUGUAAAGAUGCUAUUUUCUAGGCUAAUAUGGCUAGGAACUAUACUCUUAUUGUGGUGUAAUAAUCAAGGAAUGGCUGCAACAGGCACAAUGUUAUUACACAGAGCCUGAAAAUCAAGCAACUUUUAAUUUUCCAUCUUAAGCUGCGCUCACACUGGACUUUUCUCCCCAUAGAUUUCCAUUCAUACGCACGUAAAUGCAUCAGACGGGAAGUGCAAGCUUAUGCGACAAGCAUCACACUUCGCUGCGUUGCAAAGUGUAAGCUUGGUGAACUCUACCCUGCAAAAUCGCAUCACAUGACUACAUGAGACCAACUGAAGAUCAAAAUAUGACCUUUUGGACAGAAAUUUAGAAUAUGGACCAAUCGCUCGCUUUUUAAAAUGUCUAAUAAUCUUGUUUAUUCCUGCCCCUUUUUGCAGCGCCGCACCACAGAAUUUUGCAUGCUCAAACUCUAAUGUGACCGUGGCGUAGUACACAAUGCAACUACAGAAGAGUCAAGCUUAAAUUCAGAAAAUUAUCGAAAUCUUUGGUCAUUUUUGAGCCAGACGCUACAUGUCUAAUCUACUUCAGUGAUCUAUGCUAAGCUAAGCUAAAAGUGCUCCCGCCAAACCCGGAGAUCAGUGAUAUGGAUUCAAAAAUGUUAAAACUCAACUGUUUAACUCUAGAGAAGUUGUAAAAGCCUGUUUAAAAAAAGUGGCGUUUUCAUUUAAAACUGAGAUAAUCAGGGUAUGUUUACAUGUAAGUUUUUGCUUUGCUUUUUGAAAUGUUUCGCAUACAGACAACUUGACAAAAUGAUCGUUUACAUGGAUCCAUAAAAAUACAAACAAUGCAGUAAUAUGCAAGCGAGGUCAGUAGGUGGUGACGUAACUUUAUACAAACACUGUACUUGCAUUCACAAAUUUGUCCUGGGCAGCAGCGUCUUCACAAAAUCACAUACGUAUGUAGAUGAGAUGAUUAUGGUAUCAUUUUUAAAAGUAUAAUCCCUCAAAAAGCCAUUGUCGUGUAAAUUGAGGACUUUUUAAUUGCAGUGAGUGACAUGUAAACAUACCCUUAGUAGCCCACUUGUUUUCUCUCUUCUUUUAAUUUAAUUAACUUUGCAAUAUACUUAUUUAUACAAUGUUAAAAAUAAACAACACAAUGUCAUGAUCUUAUUUAUUUAUGAAUGUCAUUUUAAAAGUGUGAAUAUGUGUUAGAAAGACUUCAGUACUUCAGUUCCACUUGUACAUACUGAUCACGUUCCUUUGUACAACUUACUGGUAUAUGAGUUUCAAUGGUAAAUGAGAAUUCCUAGUGUUACUUGUUUGUUUGCCCACAUUACUGCAUGGUAAAACUGUGGUGACGUUAAUAUUUCUUCUUUUUUUGUGGCUGCUACUUUACACAAUAUAGAAAUGAAACUUUGAAAUGGAUAUUUAAGUCAAUAAAAUGUUGGAGUAAGUAGA
Messenger RNA from Danio aesculapii, 5627 nucleotides. Its product is annotated as sarcalumenin-like. The record is from RefSeq and is a predicted model, not a curated record. Lineage: Eukaryota; Metazoa; Chordata; Actinopteri; Cypriniformes; Danionidae. The transcript has 7 exons. Bases 27 to 2672 code for a protein of 881 amino acids. Gene Ontology annotation, molecular function: GTP binding.